This is a messenger RNA of Suillus paluster, 1815 nucleotides long. RefSeq lists its product as uncharacterized. The transcript is spliced from 9 exons. The record is from RefSeq and is a predicted model, not a curated record. The coding region runs from base 1 to 1815 and encodes 604 amino acids. NCBI's taxonomy places the organism in Eukaryota, Fungi, Basidiomycota, Agaricomycetes, Boletales, Suillaceae.
AUGAUUGCUGCAGCUGAAGAUGCUAUGGCCAUCCAGCAGAAGACUCAGGUGAAGGGCCCUCCCAAGCUCAUUCAGCCAUGCAUGGUUGCCAGCAAAAAGAGCACCAAUCUGGCAAAUGUGGAUGCACAACCUGCAGUUAUAGCAGUUCAAUCAACUGCAGCUCCUGAAGAUGAUGGUCAGGCUAGUCAACCAGUAAAGAAGAAGCGUGCUGCCUUAAAGUUAAACUUUCGGGACAGCGUGAACGCCAAUCGCAAGGUGUCCAAUGGUGGAGUCACAAUCAUCACUGGUGACAGUGACACACGUGUUGGAAGUACAACAAUGGGCAAUGGGAAAAUCAAAACAUCCACCAAUCCCAAGCAGGUGAUAAGUUCCAACCUCGAAGGGCCCAUUCCCAACUGGGUGAACAAAGUUGCAUCACAAACUCAGCUGAAGCCAAGCAUGCCACCAAGUGCACUAACCUCUGUCAGGACAGGACAAAUUGCAGAGUCUGAUGUGGAUCUUGAUGAUGAACCUGAAGAGUACAGUGAGCCGGCACCAAAAUCAUAUAGGGGAAAGAACAUCGUGCAUGUAAACGAGACACUGAAAUCCACGUUGAGAGGCAAGAAGCGCUCACUCCCAAACACAGAGUCUUCUGCAGAUGAACUUGAGGUCCUAAACGCCGCAGAAGUACUUGAGGUCCUGGAGGACCCGGAGGCUGCUGAAGAAUUUGAGAUGAUGGUUGAGGACAGGGAGUCUGCUGAAGAGGGCGAUGAGAGUGAUACAGCAAUGAUGGUGGAUCGUGAUCAACCCACCAUCAACACUCAGGCUAGUGUGGCACGACGCACAAGCUCUAUGUUAGUUGAUGUCUCAGAACAGAAGACCACAACAAAACAGGGCGAGGCCAAGACUGAGGUCAAGGCCAAGGUCAAGACCAAGGUUGUAGCCUCAGAAAAUAUUCGUGCAAAGAUCAAGAAAGGAAAGGUGAGAAAUGAGCACUUACCCAGCGGAGUCCUCGAGAAUGGAUUAUGGUGUAUGAGGUUCCUUCCUUGUCUGAUGUAUUGGAUCGGUAACAGCGACUAUGGGUGGACCGUACCAGAAACCGAACUCAAGUCUGUUCUUGAGCAAAUAUAUUACACGGUGUACCCACACAAACUCAGAGGGUGCAAUUUUAAUGUCGAGGAAUUGGCAUUUCAACUGGUCAGCCAAAGGGUCCACAAGUGGCGGGCUUCAUUCGGUUCAACAGCCAACAGUGUUUUGAUAGCUUUUUUCGCUUCAACACCUGAGUAUAAGACUCAGGAAGCCCGUGAGGAAUACACUGAGGAACAACUUGAAGAAUGCCGCUUUGUAUAUGAAGAUCCUGAGAAUGAAGAGCAACUGGGUGCGUUCUUGUCAGAGUACAUAUUGCGCAUUUUUGCUUCCCACCUCACUGUGAUCGCCGGGCAAGUGAGGGUGGAUUUGUUGGUUGAAUUUGGCAAGCCUGGGUAUCAGACUGUGCUGGCGCUGUCAGCAGUGGCAGCCGAGCGCACUCUCGUCUUGGUUAAAAAUUGCUUACUGGUUGAUAGCAAUCCCUCCAACAACAGCAGCAAAAACCACAAGAUUAUCCAGACACUUAACAAGGCGACUAAUAAGAUGAGUCAUACCGGAACAUCAUUUUCAUCUGGAAAUUGGGAGACGGACACCAUGGUGUACAUGGAUAGUAUCAAGGAUCUGCCUUACAAACGUAUCCAGGAGAUUCUCGCUCAGGCAGAAGAAUACAUGAAGCACCCAUCGCUUCAAUCACUCCAGUCAACAAACGCUCCCGCCUUCAUAUCUGAGGAUGCAUCGUUUUUUGAGUAA